Molecule: messenger RNA, 4179 nt
Organism: Balaenoptera ricei (Rice's whale)
Lineage: Eukaryota; Metazoa; Chordata; Mammalia; Artiodactyla; Balaenopteridae
Gene: HS3ST3A1
Product: heparan sulfate-glucosamine 3-sulfotransferase 3A1
Exons: 2
Coding region: 797-2017 (406 amino acids)
Molecular function (GO): [heparan sulfate]-glucosamine 3-sulfotransferase activity
Source: RefSeq, a predicted model, not a curated record
CGUCACCGCCAAGUUUGCUGCCCUCGGAGCCCCACGUGUGGCGGCAGCGACGGCCCGGGAGGCGGCGAGCGCAGUGGCCACGGCUGCUGACAGGUCCCGCGCAGUCCGGCUCGGCCACGCCGCUCCCAGGUGGGGCCCGAGAGCCGCCGGAGCGGCCGGGAGCGCACCAAGAGGGUCGGACGGCUCGGCGCGGACCCUCUGGCUCCCGCUCGGGUAGAGGGACUCGGGGGACCUCGCCCCGGGGCCGAGAGCGCGCGCCCAGGCGGGCCGGGGACCGAGGAAGCGGCGGCUGGGAGGCACUGUGUCCGCCGCGGUCUGCAGCGCACGGAGCUCAGCGGCCCCGGAGCCGCACGUCCCCUCACCGGGACCGAGCGAGGGAUGCACGAUCGCUGAGCUGGGACUCGCGCCGAGAGGCCGUUCCGGCCCGGGGCUGAGACGCACGCCUUCGCCACCGCCGCCGACACCCCCAUUCCGGCGACUCUCGGGGACCGGGGGCGCCGAGCGCGGCCCCGGGCUCAGGAUUUGGGCGAGUCUCAGACGAUGGUUUCUUAAGCACGGCACCACGUCCCCCUUCCCGCCCCCUCGACCGGAGGUUGGGAUUCCGCGCGGGGCUCCGGGGGCUCCGUCUCCCCGAGGAGCCUCGGCUGCCACCGCCCGGGCAGCUCGCACGGCCGCAGGGGCGCAAGGCGAUGUGGCCUCCGUCCAGCGCGCAGGCCCCCCCGGAGGAUGCCACGGCACCUGGCGGAGUCCCGGCCUAGCAUGGCCCGCGCGCUGCCCGACGUCGCCUCCGGCUAGGAUGGCCCCUCCGGCCCCGGCCGGCGCCCACCCCACCUCGGCCGAGCCGCUGUCCCGCAGCAUCUUCCGGAAGUUCUUGCUGAUGCUCUGCUCCCUGCUCACGUCCCUCUACGUCUUCUACUGCCUGGCCGAGCGCUGCCAGACCCUGUCGGGCCCCGUCGUGGGGCGGUCGGGCGGUGGCAAGGAGGCGGGGGCCUCGGGUCGCGGUGUCCCGGCGGGAGGCCCGGGGGAGCCGGCGGCGUGGCCCGCUGCCGCGCGAGGGAAGCGCCUCCUGCAAGUGCAGCCGUGGCCGAGGCGCCGGCCGCCCGCGCCGCGGGAAGACGGCGAGGUGGCGGCCUGGGAAGAGGAGCCCCCUGGCCUGGCGGGGAGUCCCGGCGGCUCCGGGGCCGGGAGCAGCGUGGCCGAGACGCCGCCGGGGACCUUGGCCCUGCUGCUGGACGAAGGCAGCAAGCAGCUGCCGCAGGCCAUCAUCAUCGGCGUGAAGAAGGGCGGCACGCGGGCGCUGCUCGAGUUCCUGCGUGUGCACCCCGACGUGCGCGCCGUGGGCGCCGAGCCCCACUUCUUCGACCGCAGCUACGACAAGGGCCUCGCCUGGUACCGGGACCUGAUGCCGAGGACCCUGGAGGGGCAGAUCACCAUGGAGAAGACGCCCAGCUACUUCGUGACGCGCGAGGCGCCCGCGCGCAUCUCGGCCAUGUCCAAGGACACCAAGCUCCUGGUGGUGGUGCGGGACCCGGUGACCAGGGCCGUCUCGGACUACACGCAGACGCUGUCCAAGCGGCCCGACAUCCCCAGCUUCGAGAGCCUGGCCUUCAGGAACCGGACGGCGGGCCUCGUGGACCGGGCGUGGAGCGCCAUCCAGAUCGGCCUGUACGCCGAGCACCUGGAGCGCUGGCUGCGCCACUUCCCCGCCCGGCAGCUGCUCUUCGUGAGCGGCGAGCGGCUGGUGCGCGACCCGGCCGGCGAGCUGGGCCGCGUGCAGGACUUCCUGGGCCUCAAGCGCAUCAUCUCCGACAAGCACUUCUACUUCAACCAGACCAAGGGCUUCCCCUGCCUCAAGAAGGCCGAGGGCAGCGGCCGCCCUCACUGCCUGGGCAAGACCAAGGGCAGACCCCACCCCGAGAUCGACGGCCAGGUCCUGCGGCGGCUGCGCGACUUCUACCGGCCCUUCAACCGCAAGUUCUACCAGAUGACGGGCCACGACUUCGGCUGGGACGGAUAACCUUAUAAUUUAAAAAGAAAAAAAAAAUAUCAGAAGAUAAUAUAUUUUUUUACCAAUCGGUAGAGAAGAGGCAGUUUAAUAUUUGCGCUGCUGAUAUGUUUCAGUAUUUUUUUUCCAUGAAUGUUAAAGAGAUUGUUCUCGCCUCCGCCCUCACCGUCAUGUACAACUGCACGUGCAAACAUUUGGAUAAACAAAAAAGGAAACCUGCACGCAUCUAAAUUCUCUCCAUUUUCCAUUUUCAGUUCACGUUUUAUAUGCACAGUUAUGAAGUAUGAGCAUCAGUUGCCAUUAAAACUUUAAGAAAAUCCUGAGGGUACAGCUCGUGCUCUCUCUCUCUUUUUAACAAAGCCCGGAUAAGACUGAUGUCUACCCUUAUGUUUUUCUCCCUUUAGUUUUUCUCCUGUGCCACUUUUUCUUAACGCCUUUCCCAGUUAGUGAUGCUGUGUGUUUGCACAUCACUUCCCAUUUACCACAGUGCUUUCAAAUACAGUAUCUUUCUUGAUCCUGAUACUCACUCAGAUGUGAUGUAAUAACAUAAGGCAUGGAGAUUAUUACCCCCGUUUUACAGAUAAGGAAACUGAGUCUCAGGGAGGUUAAGUGAUGUGUCCUAAGGCCAGAUGGUGGACUCUGGACAAAACCUCAUCUUCCACUUGUUCCCUAUUUUGUGCCACUUUUUCCAGUGAGAAUGGGAAAGGCACAGACAUCAUUUAGAAAUGGUUAGCUAGUCUGGGGACCAACAGAGAGGGUUUCCUGUUGCUUUCUAAGUUCUAGGCUAGCCUCUAUGGCACCCAGACACCUUACACAGCUGUACUCAAGGAAACCACUCUGUCUUGGACACAACAUCUUUUAAGAGCCAAUCUUGGGUUGUUAAAGCACCCUGAGACAUGGAAAUCUCGACUCAGUUGAAGUUGAGAGAAAUUAUUGGAUUCUUGUAUGGAGAACAAGAUGGCCAGUCACACUAGGAGCAGGACAAGGUGUGGUAGGAGAAGAAUUUACCUAUUCUUGUUUUGACUGUGUUUUCCUUUUUUUCUUAAAGAAAAACCCACUUCAGUAAGAGCUUACAAAUAUGAAUCUCAUUUUAUAAACCUCUUUUUUAACAAAGGAAAUCUGCCUCUCUUUGCAAUAUCUUAUUUCUAAACUUGCAGCUAGUACUAAAAAAAGGUCAAUCAACGUCUCAUUUACAAGGCCCCAAUUUUUCAUGGGUGGAGGGAGGGCUGUCACUUUGUCACUUUAUUUUUCCCCAUUUCCUCUGUGUACCAGUUAUAACCUAAUAUUCGUUAAUAUUUGGAAAAUACUCUAAGAAAUGCAGAUAUGGGUAAAGUGGUGCUUUUUCCUCUUCUCCCAUCUGUUUCUGCCUGUUCCCCAUUUAAAUAGCUCAAAUAAAUCAAUAGCUUAUUAAGAGUAUUCCUUUCCUCUCUGAGUGGGCAUUAACGAGAUUAGCAUUAAUGGGAAUUAAAUUGGUUUAGAGAAGAGCACAUAUGCACAAACUAUAUAAAACAUUCAUAAUUGGUCUGUCAGCAACAUUUUUAUUACAGGUUUAAACCCAAGAGGAAAAUGUCUCCAAUCUCAUGGAAAUUUUCCAUAUCUGCUAAAAUGUAAAGGACCAGACACUCCAGUAUUCUAAAACAAUAUUCUUCUCCAGUGUUGUCAAUCAAAAGAAACUAAAGUUGUUUUAAAAUAUGCAGUUUCAUUGUGCAUUUGACAUAGAUGCUGCAUCGGGUGAAGUAAAUAUUUCUUGAGAAGUCUAACACGGGAUUAAAAUGAAGGAAAAAAAUUUAAGUUUCUAGAUAUUCUAUCGUUGCUCUGAAUCUCUGGAUUGAUUUAUUAAUUCUCUUUUACGGGGGUUAAGUAAACCCCCAAUCCAGGUCCCCUUUCCCAGCCGAUAUCCUUCCCUUCUACGCCCUCAAUUUCUCGAUGCUACAGCCUGUUUUUUUGUUCUACUUACUUGAAUCAUCACUACCAGCAACAAGAAACGCAUUUUAAACUCUUUUCGUUUUUUUCUCUUAACUCAUGUUUGUGCUUCUGAUUCUCUAAUAAGCAUGUGCUGGACCUUCUGCGAAGGUGGCUUGCACAAGGACACAAGUGCAUCUAACAACUGUAUUCAGCAACCUUCAUCUUUUUGUGUUAAGAAAUAAUAAAAGAACAGAAUUGAGUGCAAAGAA